This is a messenger RNA of Aspergillus brunneoviolaceus CBS 621.78, 1773 nucleotides long. RefSeq names its product eukaryotic translation initiation factor 4E. NCBI's taxonomy places the organism in Eukaryota, Fungi, Ascomycota, Eurotiomycetes, Eurotiales, Aspergillaceae. The coding region runs from base 327 to 1388 and encodes 353 amino acids. Gene Ontology annotation, cellular component: cytoplasm; eukaryotic translation initiation factor 4F complex. Gene Ontology annotation, biological process: translational initiation. The transcript has 3 exons. Gene Ontology annotation, molecular function: RNA 7-methylguanosine cap binding; translation initiation factor activity. The record is from RefSeq and is a predicted model, not a curated record.
CCCCCCCCCCCCGCAUUUUCCCAUUCGUCACGUUCACGAUCACGAUCACGAUUAUUCUUCCUUGACUUCUCUUCUCCUCUCUCUUUUGGACCGAAAGUUCUUCCCCUCUUGCCCGCUCCGUUCGCCCCAGUUUGAACCUAAUUGAACCUAAUUUCUAAACCCUGCCUACACCUUUCUCCGUCUAUACUGGCCUCAUUGUUCGAUCCUCCUCUUCGUGUUCUCGGGUUCCUAUUCUUCUGUACUAUUUCGUCGCCCCGCCCGAUCCUGUCUGCCUCCGCCGGUGACCGCUCGUUUUUUUCUGAGCUGUCUCAGUAGCUAGUACAUCCAUGGAUAACGCAAACCUCUGGACCCGCAGAUCUAACGCUUCCAAGUUGUCUCUGUCGAUGACAGGGUCGGACGGCGCUAGAGUUGAACUUCCCCGCGCCUCGAAACGGUUUGGCCCAGAUAGCUCCCACGGUGGUCGAUCCAACCCUUUCAACGCCCUGUCGCCUCUAUCGGGCGGCGUCUCUUCUCCUUCGACAAACGCCUCCUCCGCAUUCGGCCUGGGCUCCGGUGCCUUCGCGUCUUUCGGAGCCCCCAAGACUCCCGGAGCUUCCGACGUCAAGACUCCUGGGUUCGAGAAACGGGAGAACCCUGUCGACCAGGAACUUACGGCGGAAAGCGCCAAAGCCAAGGUCGCGUUCGCGAUCAAAGAACAUCCGCUCAAGUCCACAUGGGUGAUUUGGUACCGCCCGCCGACCCCUAAGUAUUCCGAUUACGAAAAGUCCACCGUCCCCCUCGCCGCGAUAUCCUCGGUGGAGAGUUUCUGGUCGGUCUACUCGCACCUCAAGAGACCAUCUCUCCUUCCUACCGUCUCCGAUUACCACAUCUUUAAGAAGGGCAUCCGUCCUGUCUGGGAGGACGAUGCCAACAAGAAGGGUGGCAAGUGGGUGGUGCGGUUGAAGAAAGGCGUGGCGGACCGGUACUGGGAGGACCUGCUCCUGGCUAUGGUUGGGGAUCAGUUUGCGGAAGCGGGCGACGAGGUUUGCGGAGCUGUCUUGAGUGUGCGCAGUGGGGAGGAUGUGCUGAAUGUCUGGACUCGGAUCGAUGGGGGACGGAACAUUAAGAUUCGCGAAACUAUCAAGCGUCUACUCAACUUCCCCACCGACACCAACAUCGUCUGGAAGAGCCACGACGACAGCAUCGCUCAACGCUCGGCGAUCGAUCAGGCUCGCCAGGAUAAGGCCGCUGGUAGCACCGGGCACCACCAUCACCACCAUCACCACAAUAACAACCAACAACAACACCACCAUCAGCAGCAGCAGCAGCAACUGGGGGGAGAUCGACGACGAGCCCCGACGACGGCUAGCGAGGAGUCCGACCACAAGGGCAAGGCCGCUUUGCCUUGAUCGCCAUGCUUUAUUCUUCUCUCUCUUUUCUCUUUUCUCUCUUUUCAGCCAGCCUGGGUCAUAUGGGUCCUGUAUAGUAAAAAAAGGAAAUCUUUUUUUUCUUUCCACGCAAAACUCAUUGGGACGAAUUGGGAUCGGGGGCAUUUGGGGCGAACAUUGCGUCUGAUCUGAUUUUCUAUCUUACGUUUUUAUUGUCCGGAGGGUGUUCGUGUCGCAUUGUUUCUCUUCUAUUCUCACUAGUUUCGAAUGACACGCGAGAUGCUACGCUAUGCUAUGCUACGCUAUGCCAUCUGAUGUUAUGAUCUGGGAUGGGGUUUGUGGACUGUGGGAUAUGGUUGUCAAAUGUGAUGGGAUGAAGACAUGCGUUAGUAACUACUGGAAUUAC